AUGUGUCGAUAUACUUUGAGGAUCGACAUACUUUUCGAGGAUGACUUGACCGCUGAAGAAAUCCAGACGGCUUUUGGAGAGAUGGGUGCCUCUACUCGGCCUAUAUCGGGAUGGAGCGCGUCGUAUGACGAUAUUCUCGUAUGUCCGAAAGACGGGAUAAUAUUACCCUUGCGCGCCACGUGCGGAGUAGACCUCGAAGAAGAAGCAGACUCCAAGCAAAGCUACACCGCGGAAGCGUUGGGCUUGGAAAUAAUGAUGGGCUAUACUCGGCCCAAAGCAUGCUCACCCCUCGCUUUAGCAAACCAGAGGAGGAAACGUGUAGAACGAGGUUCGCACAACGACCCCAGAAAGACCUUGGGCAAGUCCGAGAUUGGGAAGAUUGUAUAUCAAAGACCGCGUUGUCACCACUGUGGAACUACAUGGUUUGACUACAAUUCUCUCCGGAUCCACUUGCACACCUCUCACGGGUACUUCGAUGCGAAGUUCCAGAGGAGGGGUGGAUUCAGCGCAUUGCCUGCAGUACCCGACGGGUUUCAGGCUCGCCAACCGUCAACAAAGUUUGGAGAGUUGCUCGAGGAGGGGGAGAACGAUAUUCCACAAGAGGAAGAGUUCAUCGUAGUGGCACCCACACGCCCCUUCAACCGCCGAGCUUACCUGGAAGAGGGAGACGACUCAUGGCUCAGGGAGGCGAUUCGAUUCUCUUCGUUAUCAAAACCUCCAAUUGCAUUACCCCAAUCAGCAACCACAACCAGAGACACUACUCGCGAACUGGAAGUUAUCACUAGCGACCCGGCUUGCUCGAGUGUAACUACGCCGGGUAGUGGACGAGUGACUGAUACGAUGGCCAUGGAUGUAGAUGAGACUUCUGCGGCCGCUAUAACAGUUGUCGGCAAAAUGUCCCGCGUUGAAGAAGGGGGUGUGGAAAUGAAAAACAUGACGGCCGUCUCUGCCCAGAAACCUGCAAAACAACGCGUACCAAGCUCCCUACACCCGUCCACAAAGCCGGUCUCCCUCAGAACACCAACGCGUCCUACAGCACCCCAUAUCUCCAGCAACCCCAAUUCGAUAAUAGGCGGAGGCUCCACAACAGUCACCUUCACCCUCGACCAACUCUCCAUCGCCGAAACCACCGACAUCGAGACCGUAACCCCAACAUCCCAAUCCACCAACCCAUCGACUUCACAAGGACCCAACAACCGCAUCCCCUUAGAACGGAACCGCAGGAAACCCCACCGCAUCCUCACCGUCCCACACUCCUCAACAACCUUCUUCCACCCGCUAACCUCGCGGCCCCUCAUCCCAGGUGAACCCCUGCCCCCGGACGACAACGACGAAGAUGAAAACGACAUGCCCAUCGUCGACAUGCAAAGCAUCCACCGCAUCCAGAGCAACCCGCGCCUCACAGACGCGCAGAAGGCGUUCCUGACGCUGUAUAAUCCGUUCAUGAGGCGCGAGCGCGUGGGCGGUGCGUGCCAUUUACCCGGUGCGAUGGUGCAGUUUGCGAGGUGGAUGGUUGCGAAGGGGGUGUUUGGGAGUGGGGGGAGGGGAGAAGAGGUGUGGAGCGAGUUUAGGAAGCUGUUGGGGGAGUUUUGUGAAGCGGGAUUACUGGGGAAGGAGGUUGUAGGGGAGUGUGAGGGAGUUGUUUUGGAGGCGUUGGGGGGAAGAGAGAACUAA
Molecule: messenger RNA, 1674 nt
Organism: Westerdykella ornata
Lineage: Eukaryota; Fungi; Ascomycota; Dothideomycetes; Pleosporales; Sporormiaceae
Exons: 1
Coding region: 1-1674 (557 amino acids)
Cellular component (GO): nucleus
Molecular function (GO): chromatin DNA binding
Source: RefSeq, a predicted model, not a curated record